Necator americanus (New World hookworm) is the source of this 729-nucleotide messenger RNA. RefSeq lists its product as uncharacterized. The record is from RefSeq and is a predicted model, not a curated record. The transcript is spliced from 10 exons. NCBI's taxonomy places the organism in Eukaryota, Metazoa, Nematoda, Chromadorea, Rhabditida, Ancylostomatidae. The coding region runs from base 1 to 729 and encodes 242 amino acids.
AUGCACUUCCAUCCUGUGAAGUUGCUGAUCACCUUUGCCGUCAUCGACGUUGUCACGGGACAAUCCAACUCGCCUGGUGGAAGCGAUCCUACCACAACCGCGGCAGGUGUGACUACCACCACGAUUGCUCCGAGUGAAAACACGAUGUGCCCACAAAACCAAGUGAUAACCGAUGCUGUAAGGAAUACAUUCCUAACACGAUUCAAUCAGAUAAGAUCACGAGUUGCUCGAGGUCUUUUCGUCACUAGUUCAGGAGUGUAUGCUCGUCAGGCAUCGAAAAUGAUAAGGCUUACCUACAGUUGCCCCGCAGAGACCAGUGCCAACAACUGGGCUGUACGGUGCCAGAACAUGGACUCGGGGACAACUGCUUAUGCUGAAACCAGAUACAUUUAUCAGGGAACUACUGCUGUCUAUGACACCGUCGCGAGAACGGCUGUGAACUCUUGGAGGGAUGAAGUAAAUACUGGACGUCUGCCCAUGUCUGGGACGACACCACAGUAUAUUUACCAAACAAAUCUUGGAAUACCAAAUUUUGCAAAGAUGGUUUGGGACACUGAGAGGCAAGUUGGCUGCUCGAUAACAAGAUGCUCUACAUUUACGAACGUGGUUUGCCACUUUACUCCAAGAGGAGGUAUUGCUGGCACUCCAAUGUACAAGGACUCUGCAGCCCUUGAGAGGACUGGAAGAAACGGUGUCGAGAUUUCUCCCACCUAUCUACAGUACAAAUAA